Molecule: messenger RNA, 2275 nt
Organism: Ooceraea biroi (clonal raider ant)
Lineage: Eukaryota; Metazoa; Arthropoda; Insecta; Hymenoptera; Formicidae
Product: elongation of very long chain fatty acids protein AAEL008004
Biological process (GO): fatty acid elongation, monounsaturated fatty acid; sphingolipid biosynthetic process; fatty acid elongation, saturated fatty acid
Cellular component (GO): endoplasmic reticulum membrane
Molecular function (GO): fatty acid elongase activity
Source: RefSeq, a predicted model, not a curated record
ACGUUCACGGUGCACAGAUAUGUUAUACGGGCCUAAGACGAUAUAAGGCCCCGUGAUGGCGAUGCGGUUUCAGUUUGCCAACAGGUGCCCGCAGCGUAUGCAUUCGUCCUUAUUCGACCUCGCCUACUUCUUCACCUACGUACACGUUCGUUUUCUUUUCGGGAGCAUCGCGAAACCGCACUCGUGACCACACUCGUGAAUCCAGCCCCGUGUCUGCAGGUGAAGCUUCUAGAAGCGCCUUCACCGUCGAACAGACUUCGUACGAAGGACAUACGCGAAGAUUGACACUAUCGAGAUCGAGUCGCGUGCCUCGCGGAGAACUCGACCGGCAUAUACCCCGCGGUUCAACGGUCGAGGGUUCUUCAAAUGCAGAAACCGUUUCAUUCUCUUACUUUCGUCACGCACUUUUCGAGAACCAUCAAGGGAAGAAGAGCUUCAUUUUUAUUUUGUAGUGGAGAUCUGAUCAAGAGGACAGUGCGUGGUCAGCCAAUAUUGGACUAUCAACUCGUCCUUAAUUCUGGACCAUAAUUCUGUCUACAAUCAAACAAGAAAGUCCUCCAAAUUCGAUUCAUCUCGGAAUCACCGUUUCAGUUUACGAUGGCGCAAAUAGUGCAAACGAUUUACGAUGGCUAUCGAGACCUGAUGGACAACAAAAGUGAUCCUAGGGUCAACAACUGGAUGCUAAUGAGUAGCCCGUUUCCCACGCUGUGUAUCUGCCUGUUUUACGCAUAUUUCGUUAAAGUUUUGGGACCAAAGCUGAUGGAAAACCGCAAGCCUUUUGAUCUCAGAAGAGUAAUGAUAUGCUACAAUCUCUUUCAAGUAAUAUUCUCUUCGUGGCUCUUUUAUGAGGCUUUCGUUAGUGGCUGGGGUGGACAGUAUUCCUUCAAAUGUCAGCCAGUCGAUUACUCAACUAGACCCAUAGCGAUGCGCAUGGCUCGGGGAUGUUGGUGGUAUUACUUUUCCAAGUUUAUUGAGUUCACAGACACGAUCUUUUUCGUGUUGAGGAAAAAGAAUAAUCACAUCAGUACCCUCCAUGUCAUUCAUCACGGCGUUAUGCCGAUGUCCGUCUGGUUCGGAGUUAAAUUCACCCCCGGUGGUCACAGCAGUUUCUUUGGCUUUAUAAAUACUUUCGUGCACGUCGUAAUGUACUCGUACUAUCUUCUGGCGGCAUGUGGAUCGCGAAUACAACCAUAUCUAUGGUGGAAGAAAUAUCUGACAGCUCUGCAGAUGAUCCAGUUCGUCUUGGUGAUGGUUCACGCGUUCCAACUACUCUUCGUCGAUUGUAACUACCCGAAGGCCUUCGUUUGGUGGAUCGGCAUGCACGCCGUAAUGUUCCUCUUCCUCUUCCGUCAGUUCUACAAUGAAACGUACAAAAAGAAGAGCAAGAUGUCGAGCAAACAGAGAUCGAAAACUCUGAAAUACGAUGAGCAACAAGAAACGCAAAAGGGACGAGACGACAAGGAGAACAACUCUAACGACAAUGGCAUGAUAUACGCAAACCAGUACAAGAUGGUCACCGGCUACAUCUCGGACAGCGGCUUGAGAAAUCGCGUAUUCAUCGACAAUCGAGGUUUCGACGAAUGAUAACGAAUCAACAUUCGAAUUUAAGAACUUCGACAUAAAUGUAGCUCAUCAUCUGCACCACGUCGCUUCACAAUCGCUAGCUUCGCGCGACACGGUUAAACGAAAAGAAAGAAUCGGAAUCAUGAUCAUCUCUAGAAAGUAUGCCCAAAGAGAUCGAGGGAAGAAAGGAGAACGCACGAAAUAUCUUUCCGGAAUUUUUGAAAGUCAGUGCUGAUCAGUUUCCUCUAAUAAUAAGUGCUUCGGGAGUUUUACACGUGUACAAAGAAUUUGCGCUUAUGUGUUUUUACGCGUGCGCAUUGCAUAUGUAUGCAUGUGCAUGUGCAUGUGCAUCUAUGUAUGUAUGUAUGUAUAUGUGUGUAUGUGUGUAUAUAUGCAUGAUGACUAAUGUGUGUACGCUAGUGUGUCGAGGUGAACAAACUGGAUAGGUCGUUGUAACGAUAAAGCUGUAACGCUGUAAUACCGAAGCGACAAAGCCCUUUCUAAUUAGGAUAUCGAAUUAGGAAUUUAAAUUUAUUUGAUUCUCUCUUUCAUGGAUUUCUUAUAAAAAACAUUUGAAGUUUCUUAUCACUUACAUUAAUCAUAUUUAUUCAAUGGCAUUUUGACUAUUAGAAGAAUCUGUUCAAUCAAGUUCAAUUAAGUGUUCAAUCAAGUGAUAGUCGUAGCUGCAAUUUAAUAAAAACACUGAUAUUAA